Messenger RNA from Ctenocephalides felis (cat flea), 1390 nucleotides. RefSeq names its product diphthine methyltransferase-like. Gene Ontology annotation, molecular function: protein binding. The coding region runs from base 293 to 1390 and encodes 365 amino acids. The record is from RefSeq and is a predicted model, not a curated record. The transcript has 5 exons. NCBI's taxonomy places the organism in Eukaryota, Metazoa, Arthropoda, Insecta, Siphonaptera, Pulicidae.
AUUUAACAUUUUCACUUCUUAGGAUUUGUUUUUAAAUUGUUGUUACGUUGCAUAACCUAUUUCUUGCACAUGUAGUUUCACGUUUGACGUUUGAAGGUUUUCGGUACAAUGAAUAGGGGUUAAGUAAAUAAUAUCUCAAAUAUAAAAGUACAUUCGACAUAAACAAAAUAUUUACAGCGCAUAUGCUUCAAAAUAUGUAGCGCUCUUAUUAGAACACAAUCUGUAUUAUUUAUUAUUUAUUGUUGAUUAGUUUUGAGAACGUUACUAUUAUCCUCCACUGUUUCAGUAUAGUAUGUCAUCAGCCAAUUUAAAAUCCUUAUCAACUGCUGAUACAGAUUACAGUGCUGAUUCUGUAGAGUGGUGUCCUCACGAGCCCCAUCAAAACAUAUUUGUUUGUGGAACUUAUCAAUUAUCUCAAAAUGAAACCCAAAACAGCAUAAUGAAAAAUGACCUACCUCACAAACGUGUUGGAAAAAUGCUUCUUUAUAAAUACUUAGGAGAUCAAAAUUUAGUACUUUUACAAACUAAAUUUACUAGUGCCAUUCUUGAUCAGAAAUGGUGUCAUAAUCAAAUCAAUGGAAAGUCUUUAUUGGGUGUUGUUAAUGCUGAUGGAUUUUUACAAAUUUAUGAAUUGAUUAUUAUAGAAAAAGAAAUAUCUUUAGAAUUAUUUGUAGAAGUUUGUGUAAAUAGUGAAUUUGAAGACAAUUUAGCUUUAUCAUUAGAUUGGAAUACUGGUCGUAAUGAAAGUCAAAAUCCAGAUGUGAUAGUAACUGAUUCGAAAGGUUACGCAACUGUUUGGAAUUUAAAUGCUACUGGUUUGGAAAUGAAACACAGAUUUUAUGCUCAUGAAUUUGAGGCUUGGAUAGGUGCAUUUGAUUAUUGGGACACAAAUAUCAUUUACACAGGUGGAGACGAUUGCAAAUUCAAAAUAUAUGAUCUGAGAUGUGGUGUAUCUAUUAAUUGUAGCCGCUGCCACAAUGGUGGAGUGACCAGUAUGCACAGCAACAAAUUACAUCAGUAUUAUUUAGCUACAGGAAGUUAUGAUGAGAAUCUACUUCUGUGGGAUACACGCCAAAGAAAGACACCUUUGAGCACGACCAGCCUAAAUGGUGGUGUUUGGAGAUUAAAGUGGGAUCCUUUCACUUGUCAAACUCUGUUGGCGGCUUGUAUGUAUAAUGGAUUUCAUAUUAUAAACUGCAAAAAUCUCAGUGAAAAUCCUUCAGUAAUAGCAGAAUAUCACGAACAUGAAAGCAUAGCUUAUGGGGCAGACUGGAGCUACCUGAAAUUGAAUACAAGCAGUAAUAGUGCAAAUGAAUCAAAUGAAAAAUUAUUAGCAAUAUGUUCUUUUUAUGAUCACACAUUGAGUGUUCUAAAAUUAAGCGAUGAAUAA